AUAAGGAACACUCUCGACUCAUCACACGAAUUCAUAAAAAUGUAUGCCACUAUUGACCCCUUCAACAUGAAUACCUCCCAUUACAACUCCAACCUGAAUAAGUCCUCUGCAGGCAAGUGCAUACGAAAUACACAGAUCACCCGGAUUGUGUUCCCUGUACUCUACACCAUCCUCUUCAUCGGCAGUAUUGGCCUAAACAGUCUAGCCAUCCGAAUAUUCUUCCAGAUACCGAGUAGCUCCACCUUCAACGUUUUCCUGAAAAACAUUGUUGCUGCCGACUUUCUCAUGACUCUAACACUCCCUUUUAAGAUCCUCAGCGACACCCAACUAGCUCCCUGGCAGGUGAGGUGGUUUGUAUGUCGCUUUUCAUCAGUGAUCUUCUACUUCACCAUGUAUGUUAGCAUCAUUCUUCUGGGUCUGGUAAGCUUGGAUCGCUUCCUCAAGAUCACCAAGCCCUUUGGGAGAUCUUGCUUGCAUAAGACUGGAUUCAGCAAGAUUCUGUCAGUGGUAAUUUGGGCCACCAUGUUUCUUUUAUCUGUUCCCAAUAUUAUCUUGUCAAAUAAGGAGCCAACAGCAAAGUUGGUAAAAAAGUGUGCGGAUCUGAAGGGCCCGGCGGGAUUAAAGUGGCACAGCAUUGUAAAUUACAUCUGUCAGAUCAUCUUCUGGGUGGUGUGCAUUACUAUGGUUGUGCUGUACACCAUAAUAUCCAAGAAAGUCUACAAGUCCUACAUAAAGUCCAGAAGCAAAGAUGGCCAAACCCAGAGGAAGACAAAAGCCAAGGUGUUACUCAUUGUGCAGGUCUUCUUCACUUGUUUUGCACUAUUCCAUUUUGUCCGACUGCCGUACACAUUCAGCCAGAUGGGCAAAGUGAGGGACUGUGGGACACAGAACACCCUGUACUACAUUAAAGAGACGGGGCUCUGGCUUUGUGCCUCCAACAUCUGCCUGGAUCCUUUAAUUUACAUUUUCUUGUGCAAGGCCUUCAGAAGCAAGAUAUGUAAAAAGCAGGAAAACAACACAGGCAUAAGGAUGACGUUAAGAAUGACCCAAAGCACAGCAAAUGAAGAUUGAAUGCUGUAAGAACAUCUUCUAGAAUAGAGCUUGAAUGAAGAUCGAAUGGCAUAAGAACACCUUCUAAAUGGAGUUUAAAAGGAUUUUUCUUCACUUAUUUUCUACUUAAUGUUGGAUUUUGAUUUAAGAUCAUAAGAGUUAAGAGCAAAAUUAGGCCACUUGGCUGAUUAAUUCUGCUACUCUAUUCCAUAAUGGUUCCAUUUAAUAACAGAGAAUAUCUGAUUUAUUAUCCCUCACAGCCCAAUUCUGCUACCUUCUUCUCCUAACCUUUAACACCUUUACUAAUCCAGAACCUAUCAAUCUCUGCUUUAAAUAUAAC
Molecule: messenger RNA, 1390 nt
Organism: Hypanus sabinus (Atlantic stingray)
Lineage: Eukaryota; Metazoa; Chordata; Chondrichthyes; Myliobatiformes; Dasyatidae
Product: P2Y purinoceptor 13-like
Exons: 2
Coding region: 40-1071 (343 amino acids)
Biological process (GO): G protein-coupled receptor signaling pathway; negative regulation of adenylate cyclase activity
Cellular component (GO): membrane
Molecular function (GO): G protein-coupled purinergic nucleotide receptor activity
Source: RefSeq, a predicted model, not a curated record